AUGGCUGUGGGUUCGCGACAGAUGAUGAAAUGGGAGACUGCUCAGGAUGGCUUGGACAAUCUGAAGAGAUCCACUUGCCCAAUUCCCAUUCCGGGCGAGGACGAAGUGCUGGUCGAGGUUCACGCAGUGUCUCUGAAUUAUCGAGACACCGAAGUGGCAAUGGGCCUUUACACUCACCACAAAACAAUUGGAGCCAGUCCAAAUGUCGUCCCCUGCUCUGACAUGUGCGGAAUUGUGGUUGGGCUGGGAAAUUCCAAACGAAGCGGCUGGAACCUUGGAGACCGUGUUCUUUCCAUUUUCAACCAAACACAUCUAACCGGUCAGAUCAAAGAGAAGGACAUGGCCUUUGGUCUUGGCCUACCUCUUGAUGGUGUACUCCAGCAAUACCGAGUCUUUCCAGUGACGGGGUUGGUCAAAGCGCCUGAUUAUUUGAAUGAUGAGGAAGCAUCCACUCUGCCUAUUGCAGCACUUACAGCAUGGAUGGCUAUCAACGGAUCGAGACCCAUCAACUCUCCGGGUGGGCAUGGAGAGACAAUUCUGCUCCAAGGCACCGGUGGAGUUUCCAUAAGUGGCCUGCAGAUUGCGCAUGCAGUUGGUGCAAGGACAAUCAUAACCUCCUCUUCCGGUGCCAAACUUUCUCGUGCUGAGGCGUUGGGAGCCACGGUCACUAUCAACUACCGCAAGAGUCCUGACUGGCAGAACGUCGUCAUGAACUUGACCAACGCCGAAGGUGUCGACAUCAUAUUUGAGACCGGAGGCGCGCAGACCCUGGGGAAAUCAUUUGAUUGCGUCUCAUUUGGAGGCCUCAUCAAUUGCAUCGGUUAUCUAAGCGGGAAGCAAGACGAUGCUGCCGAUCGCACCAAUACGAAUGUUCUGGCGCUGCGGCGCAAUGUUACGCUCAAAGGAAUCGUCAACGGGCCCAAAGACAGAUUUGAAGAGAUGUUGCGCUUCUACGAGUCGAAGAAGAUCAGGCCUGUGGUCGACAAAGUGUUCCCCUUCGAUGCAGCCAAAGAAGCGUUCCAGUACUUGUACGGAGGUGGGCACUUUGGCAAGGUUGUCAUACGGGUAAGUUCUUGA
This is a messenger RNA of Cladophialophora psammophila CBS 110553, 1077 nucleotides long. RefSeq names its product alcohol dehydrogenase. The record is from RefSeq and is a predicted model, not a curated record. The coding region runs from base 1 to 1077 and encodes 358 amino acids. Gene Ontology annotation, molecular function: oxidoreductase activity. The transcript is spliced from 3 exons. Lineage: Eukaryota; Fungi; Ascomycota; Eurotiomycetes; Chaetothyriales; Herpotrichiellaceae.